This is a messenger RNA of Colletotrichum graminicola M1.001, 1128 nucleotides long. RefSeq names its product pantoate-beta-alanine ligase. The transcript has a single exon. The record is from RefSeq and is a predicted model, not a curated record. Gene Ontology annotation, biological process: pantothenate biosynthetic process. The coding region runs from base 1 to 1128 and encodes 375 amino acids. NCBI's taxonomy places the organism in Eukaryota, Fungi, Ascomycota, Sordariomycetes, Glomerellales, Glomerellaceae. Gene Ontology annotation, molecular function: pantoate-beta-alanine ligase activity.
AUGCUCGCCCGCACCCUCCGCGCCGCGGGCGCAACACCAGCACGUGCUCACCACCAUCAGCUGCGAACGGCAUGCUCCUCCUCCUCCUCUGCCGCCGCCGAGACCCUCCCCUCCAGCCCCAUACGCGUGUUCCGCUCCGUCUCGGAUCUCCGGAAGUGGCGUCGCCCACACGUCGUCGACUACCGCUCCGUCGGCCUUGUCCCGACCAUGGGCGCCCUGCACGAGGGCCACCUCUCGCUCAUCCGCGCCGCCGCCCGCGAGAACCACCACGUCGUCGUCUCCAUCUACGUCAACCCGGCGCAGUUCGGCGUCUCCGAGGACCUCGCAUCGUACCCCGUCACCUGGGCCCGCGACGCCGCCGCCCUGCGCGACCUCGACCGCGAGCUGGCCGACGACGGCGGCGCCCUGGGCCGCGUCAGCGCCGUCUUCGCCCCGACCACCGCCGAGAUGUACCCCGCCGGCUUCCCCGGUCAGGCCAUCGACAGCAAGGGCAGCUUCGUCACCAUCACCCCCGUCGGCGAGGUCCUGGAGGGCGCCAGCCGGCCGACCUUCUUCCGCGGCGUCGCCACCGUGUGCAUGAAGCUGUUCAACAUCGUCCAGCCCGAGCGCGUCUACUUUGGCCAGAAGGACGUCCAGCAGACCGUCGUCAUCCGCCGCAUGGUCGAGGACUUUAUGCUCCCCGUCGAGGUCGUCGUCGGGGAGACGAUGCGCGAGCACGACGGCCUCGCCCUCAGCUCCCGCAACGUAUACCUCGGCGAGCGACGGCGCAAGGUCGCGACCGUGCUGCACCGCGCGCUCAAGGCCGCGGAGGGCACGUACCAGCAGGGCGCGCUGGACCGCGACGCGAUCCUCGGCGCCGCGAACCGGGUCGCCGCCGACGUGCUGUCGGAGCAGUCGAGGCUGGCGCCCAAGGACAGGGUCAUGUUCGAGGUGGACUACAUCUCGCUGGCGGACCCGGAUUCCAUGCAGGAGAUCAACACCGUCGUCCCCACCAAGGGCGGGAUACUCAGCGGUGCGGUCAAGAUGUUACCGGUGGAGGAGCCGCAGCCAGACGAGGACCUUGGCCACAACAAUGGGCCGGCGGUGCGGCUCAUCGACAACAUCAUUCUCAAGCCUAAUGCCCAGUAA